Molecule: messenger RNA, 4741 nt
Organism: Puntigrus tetrazona (Sumatra barb)
Lineage: Eukaryota; Metazoa; Chordata; Actinopteri; Cypriniformes; Cyprinidae
Gene: kcnip4a
Product: potassium voltage-gated channel interacting protein 4a
Exons: 8
Coding region: 1074-1763 (229 amino acids)
Biological process (GO): regulation of potassium ion transmembrane transport
Cellular component (GO): voltage-gated potassium channel complex
Molecular function (GO): calcium ion binding; potassium channel regulator activity
Source: RefSeq, a predicted model, not a curated record
GCAGGAGUAAUGUAGUAAAAUGCAGACAUAAAAGGUGAAGUUCAGUAAACGCAUUAUUGCUGAUAUAUAUAUAUUUUGUACAGGAGUAGAUGGUGUAAACUACACAUGAAUAAUACAGAGAUGACCAAAUUUGAUAUUUAAAAAUCAAUGUUUUACCUAUAUUACGCUUUAAACGUUUCUGCAACAUUUUGUUGCGCUGUUUGACGAUUGAAAUAUAGAUUGCAAAUGGCCAAUGUUAUUAUUUUGAGAGGUGAUCUAAAUAUUUUGGCAAAAAUUGUGUUUAUGUCCUCGACCCAAACCCUGCUAAACCUGUGGGAAAAAAAAAAAAAAGCAUAACGAAGCCAAUAACCGCUACGCGGAUCCGUGAGGGGCCACUGAACAAUUGCAGAGUUUUAAUACGAGCUGUCCCUUUAAGGCUCAUUUAGCCAGUGCGCUUUAUCCGUUUAUUGACUUUCCCCUUCAAUCGUGCGAUCGAAGCCGCGGGUCUCCUAGAGUAUAGACGCCGUGCAAAUAAAUGCACGGUCAAAGCGUUUAAAGGAUGGGUUCAUUACGCAUUGAUUUUUGCUCUACUUUAAACGGCAUGUUGUGCCAAAGUACAGGUCACGUGACGCGCCGGUCUGUAUCAGUGGUGCAAAUUAGGUGGGAAUUAGAUUAAACUGGUUUUAAGCGAAGGAAAUGAGGGCAGGAAGAGAAAGCGCCUGAAUAUUACUUUUCCUUCACACUUUUUCUCUAUAAUUUCGCACCGGUCUCUUCAUUUCCUUUCCCUCCCUCCCCUCACCUCUCUCUCUCUCUCUGCGUCUCACUCUCCUCCUCUCCUCACAUCGCAAACUUACACUCGCAUCCCUCACAACUCUUCCACCCCGAGCGGAGAAGCUCAGCCUCCCAGGCUGGAUUUGCAGCGGGACUGGAGCGCAGCGCCACGUGGGUGCCUCGGGCUGCCCGGCCGGUGCUCGCCGGCGGCGGCGGCGGCGGCGGCGGGAGCAAACCGGAGCGAGGAGGUGUUCGGCGCGGGGUUAGGAGAGCCGGACAGGUGGCAUGAGCAGGAGCAGGAGCUGGGGGUCGCCGUGAGCACCAUGUGGGAGACGGAGGGUCUGCAGACGCUCGGCAUCGUGGUGAUCGUGUGCGCUUCGCUCAAGCUGCUUCACCUGCUGGGGCUCAUCAGCUUCUCUGAGGACAGCGUUGAGGAUGAGCUGGAGCUGUCUGCUGUACGGCAUCGACCAGAAGCUUUGGAGCAGCUGGAGGCUCAAACGCGUUUCUCACGCAAAGAGCUUCAAAUCCUCUAUCGGGGCUUUAAGAACGAAUGCCCCAGUGGUGUGGUCAACGAAGACACAUUUAAGGAAAUUUACUCUCAGUUCUUCCCACAGGGAGAUGCAUCAACGUAUGCACAUUUUCUCUUCAAUGCGUUCGACACUGAUCACAAUGGCUCUGUCAGUUUCGAGGAUUUCGUGAUGGGUCUUUCCAUUCUCUUAAGAGGCACCGUUCAGGAGAAGCUCAACUGGGCCUUUAACCUGUAUGAUAUUAAUAAAGACGGAUAUAUAACAAAAGAGGAGAUGUUAGAUAUCAUAAAGUCCAUCUACGACAUGAUGGGGAAGUGCACAUAUCCCAUCCUUAAAGAGGAAACUCCACGACAGCAUGUGGAGAUAUUUUUCCAGAAAAUGGACAAAAACAGGGACGGAGUGGUCACUAUAGACGAAUUUAUAGACUGCUGUCAAAAUGACGAGAACAUCAUGAGGUCAAUGCAGCUUUUUGAGAACGUCAUUUAACAUCUGAAAGGACUCUGUUGGCGGGCCAGCUCACACACAACCACCUUUAUACUCCACAACUCCAUAAACCAAAAUAAACAGCGUUUUUAACAUCCAAGAAAAAUUAUUUUUACUUUUUUUUUUCUUUUUUUGUCAUAUGCUUUUAAAAAAAUUGUACUUUUUAUUUAAAGUGGAUACAUUUUUUUUAUUUUUUUGAAAUAAAUCUUUGUCAUUUUAAAUUGGCCCUUGAACACAAACAGAAUGAAUUUCUGUGUGUAAUAUUUAAAACUGAAACGAUUUGCGAGGAAUAUUUGAUUUACAAUUUACUUAACUGCUUAAAUGAAUAGUUUCCCCAAAAAAUUUACUGAGAUGUAGGGUUUGUUUCUUUAAGGCAGGGCUCAUCAAACUUGAUCCUGCAGAGUUUAACUCCAACUUCCCUAAACUCACCUGUCUCAAAGUUUCCAGUGUACCUAGUAAUACCUUUUUAAAUGGCUGCUUUAUGCGUGUUUUAUUAGGGUUGGAGCUAAAUGCUGCAGGACCCCGGCCCUCCUGGACCGGGCUUGGUGACCCCGGCUUAUGGGAUCGGAUUUGGAGAAAUGUGCAUCACUCGUUCCCCGGUGCUUCCUCUGGAAGUGAAUGGGUGCCGUCAGGAUGAGAGUCCAAACAGCUGAUAACGGUAAUCCACACCGCUCCGGUCCAUCUGUUAGCUUAUUGUGAAAUGAAAAGCCGCAUGUUUGUAAAAAAGCUAAAGGCAUUUUAACUGAAGAAAAGUUUAUAAUUGUCCAUAUUUCUUUGGAACGCAACGGUUUGGAGUUAAAAAACAUCUUAGUGGCGACGUAAACACGCAGCUUUUUGCCUCACAGGACAUUUUAACCGAUGGACCGGAGCGGUGUGGAUUAUUGUGAUGUUUUUAAUCAGCUGUUUGGACUCUGAUUCUGACGGCACCCAUUCACUGCAGAGCGCCAAGCGUUCUAAUGCAACAUUUUUCCAAUUUCAUACUAUUUAUCCAAAACCAUUCCUAAAGCGUCUCACACAGUUUGACGACGCAAAUCCGUGAGACAUGAACCAUUUUUAAGUAACGAAUCGUACUUCUUUCACUCAACGAGUACAAACCCGUGACUCUGCAGCCUUGACAUUUCUACAGAAUCCUUCCAGAUCGUUCUUAACUCCAGCAGCGGGUCCAGCCAAAAAACAGGAGGGAAGUCGAAUAAAGAAUGAGACGAUGUAUGUUUUCUAAAAUAGAUUUAAAAUAGAUCUUUACCGUUUUUUAUUUUAUUCGUUCAGAAUCAUUUGCCAACUAGAUCAAGAUGCUAUGUUAUAGAUUCGGAAGCUGCAGGUAGCAAAUCAAAGCACACAUGUUAUGUAUUUGUCUUAGGAAACACUGUUACAAAGUAAUGCUGCUUAUAUGUAUCUUAAUCAUGAAGUCCUUGUGAAAACGUCACAUUAUGUUUACAUGUUUCCAACACUAUAAAGCAUGUUUAUUUAUUGAGCACAUCGGGCUGUCUGUAGUCAUGCAGUAUUCGUUCUCAUUCAGAGGUCCUGACCAUCAGUAUUUGUGUGUCUGCAAAGGAGCUCUGUUCAUGUCAAAGAAAUGUCUCUUAAAGAGAGAGUUCACCCCAAAAAAUCUCGCAUUCCACUUGUUAUAAACCUGUACGAGUUUCUUUCUUCUGUUUAACAAAAAGGAAGAUAUUUUGAAGAAUGUUGGCAACUGACGGUACCCAUUGACUUCCUGUGUUUUUUUUUUUUCAUUACUACGGAAGUCCACUAUUUGGUUACCGUCAUUUUACAAAAUAUUCUAUUUUGUGCUCAACAGGAGAAAGAAACUUAUAUGGGUUUGGAACAAAGGAAAGCUAAGUAAAUUAUAACAGAUUUUUAUUAUUUAUCUUUUUUGGGGGGGUUGAACUGUCCCUUUAAAUCUCAGUCUUAUAGCGUGUAUAGUUGAUUAGAUGGUGUUCCGACUUAUUACCCCACAAAUAUAUUUAAUUAAGAAGCUAUUUAGCAUUAAACGUUUUACAUAUAGAGUUUUAUGUAACUGUGGGCAGUUCAUAAAAUAAAAAUAAAUUUUUAUAUAAAUAUAUAAAUAUAUAUAUAUAUAAAGGUAGUUUACCAAGAGUGCAAUGCUCUCUACAACAUCGCCAUCUUGUGGACAUAAAUUACAGCAGACGACAUGAUUAUGGUUUCAAUUGGAGGAUUAAUUUCACACAGUAACACAGAAGUGACCGGUCAGUAUUUAGAUCCAGUAUCGCCCCCGUAUUCUGUCUCUAAAAACCAUUAAAAAACCACAACCGUACCUCACAAACCUUAUACGAGUCCCUGUGUGAAAAUGUUUCCUUUCGUGCAUUUCACGGGCAGCAGUUUCCACGCCUGCGACGAUAGUUGUCCGAGCUGUACAACUAAAGAAAAGAGUUAUAAUUUGAGUUUUGCAAAUGCGUAAAAACAUAAACGGUCCGGUCCAGACAUCAGAUUGAAUAAACACAUCGAUUUGCAUUUCAAAAAUAUGUGUGUGUGUGUGUGUGUGUAGAUAUUUCACAUGUAUUACAAACAAGCAUUACAGAUCUUUUUUUCAUUUUUUUGCUUAUUCCAAUUAUGCAAAUAAUGUUUAUCUUCAUGGGUUCUCCGUCAGUUUUAUUAGUUUUGCAACCCGCAUGCCUGAUUCACAUGAGCUUCUCCAGGAGAAGAGUGCAUGAGCUUUUCCCUACUCUAGAAAUCAGUGCCUUUCUUUGUUAACGCUCAUCCCAGACGACCUGUACUUUCCGUCUGAUCUGAUUGUAAUUGAGUUACAGCACUCUUUUGAGUCCGUUUCUGGAAACGAUGCUAUGUCAUGCUGUAUUUGAGGUUUCCCAUCGACGUCCUGGUGAUGCAACGCUGACGGCCGCAUGCGUAGGGUGUGAAGAAGAAGCUGGAGCAGAUCUAGCUCUCUGUGUGCCUGUCCCAUGCUUUUCUGUGGAACUAGACCAGUGCAUUUUGUAACAUAGAGUCAAUAAACCGCUCAGAAUGUA